Echinops telfairi (small Madagascar hedgehog) is the source of this 1771-nucleotide messenger RNA. Its product is annotated as carcinoembryonic antigen-related cell adhesion molecule 6-like. The record is from RefSeq and is a predicted model, not a curated record. Bases 65 to 1771 code for a protein of 568 amino acids. Gene Ontology annotation, biological process: signal transduction; regulation of immune system process. NCBI's taxonomy places the organism in Eukaryota, Metazoa, Chordata, Mammalia, Afrosoricida, Tenrecidae. Gene Ontology annotation, molecular function: protein tyrosine kinase binding. Gene Ontology annotation, cellular component: cell surface; plasma membrane. The transcript has 8 exons.
UGGUGAGCAGUUCUGGGGCCGGAGCUCUUCCCACAGCGGGAGCAGAGAGCAGCAGCAGGGACCCAUGGAGCCCCCCUCAGUCACUCCCAGCAAAGGGCACAGCUCCUGGCAGGGGACACUGCUCACAGUCUCACUGCUACUGUCCUGGAGCCCGCCCACCGCAGCACAACUCACCCUGGAAUCCAUGCCCCGCGCUGUUGCUGAAGGACAGGAUGUUCUUCUCCUCAAUCCUUCACGAGCAGUGGCUUUAGUCUACAGCUGGUACAAAGGGGACAGCAUAGAGCCCAAGGAUCUCAUUGUAUCAUAUGUACUAGACACUGGAGAAACUACCCAUGGGCCAGCCCACACUGGCCGAGAGGCACUAUCCGCCCGUGGGUCCCUGAUUUUGCACAAUGUCACCCUGGCAGACGCAGGAACCUACACGCUACAUGUAAGAAGGACAAAAGGAGCGCCUAAGAAAUGGACUGGGCAGAUCCAUGUAUUCCGGAAGUUACCUAAGCCCUCCAUCAAGAGUAGCAGCUCCAACCCAGUGGGGGACAAGGACUCUGUAACCUUAUUGUGUGAACCUGAGACUCAGAACACAACCUCCCAGUGGUUGAUAAACAGUCAGAGCCUCCCGGACAAUUCCAGGCUGGAGCUGUCCAUGGACAACAGGACUCUCACUAUACACACUGUCACAAGGAAUGAAUCAGGACUGUAUAAUUGUAGAACCAGGAACCCAGUGAGUUCCAGCCAUAGUGACUCGUUCUCCCUGAAGGUUCUCUAUGGCCCAGACACUCCCACCAUCUCCCCCUCAGCUGAGCAUUCCUCUCUAGGGAACAACAUCAACCUCACCUGUCAAGCAGUUUCUAACUCAUGUGCACAGUAUUCUUGGUUUAUCAAUGAAACCUCCAGGCAAUCCACAGAGCAGCUCUUUAUCCCCGACAGCACUGUGGGUGACAGUGGGAACUAUAUCUGCCGUGUCCAUAACCCUGCCACUGCCCUCAGUAGAACCACAGCCAAGACUAUCACAGUGUCUGUCAAGUGGCUCCCUGGAAUGGCAUCCCCGAAGUGCUUGACCAAGCCCUCCAUCCGGGCCAGCAACACCACAGGCAUAAAAACUACAGGCGCAGUGGUCUUCACCUGUCUCACCAAACACAACGGAAUCUCCAUCUCCUGGUUCCACGAUGGUGAAAGACUGCAGCUCACGGAGAGGAUGGAGCUGUCCCAGGACAACAGCUCCCUCACCAUAAACCCUGUCAGGGUGGAGGAUGCUGGGAACUAUCAAUGUGAGGUCUCCAAUCCAGGCAGUGCCAACAGAAGUGACUCCCUCACCCUGACUGUGGAAGAGUCCUUGACCAAGCCCUCCAUCAAGGCCAGCAACACCACAAUCACAGAAAAUAUGGGCCCAGUGGUCUUCACCUGCCUCACCAAACACAGUGGAAUCUCCAUCUCUUGGUUCCAUGAUGGUGAAAGACUGCGGCUCACAGAGAGGAUGAAGCUGUCCCAGGACAACAGCUCCCUCACCAUAAACCCUGUCAGGAUGGAGGAUGCUGGGAACUAUCAGUGUGACAGGUCUGAAGGCGGUCUGGUCGUCUCUGCUGAGACCAUCCCCCGCCUGGUGAUUGCAGCCCUGGUCAUAGUGCUUCUGGUGGUCACCCUGGGGUAUUUCCUGUUCCGUGCCAGGACUAGAAGGUUCCUGCCUCACAAGGUCUUCCCCGGAGACUGUGUCCUCAGUCUCUGCAACCACAGAUUGAGCCCAGUAAUGGCUCCAUUCCUCGGGGAACAGUAA